CUUGCUGGAACACUGCCUGUGCGCUGCUCCACAGAGCCACAGUGAGGUAUCUUUGUGUACAGUGAAACAGAUCAAAACAGGAAAGUUGCUGCAUGCUAAUGGGAGGUGAGAUCUCCUUGCUUUCGAUGUGAACUUGUUUCGUCCAGGAAUCCCAACAGAACAGUAAAAAGAAAUUGUUUCCAGCAAAGAAAUUCUCUUCAGUUUGUGGUUCAGAUUCUGAGUGUUGGGGAAUUCCUAAACCGUUGUUACAGAUUUGGCAAUUUCUAGGAAGGAUGCACAGUGUGGCUAGUUGCAGUAUGACCCUGGGAUCUCUGGGAUUGAUGCAGCUCUUUGGCGUUUCCUGGACCUGGACUAUAGCUGCAAGCUUUGGCAUUUAUCUGGGAAGUGGAGGAUGGAGGUUUAUUCGGAUACUGUUAAAAACUGCACCUAGAGAUCUCUUUGGUCUGUUGUUGCUGCUGAGGGUUAAGUUAGCUGUAUGGAAACACCAACGGGAAGACAGCACUAUCCCGAAGAUCUUUCACGACACAGUGCAGAAACACCCAGAUAAGGUUGCCCUCAUUUAUGAAGGGGUUGACGAAAAGUGGACUUUCAGGGACCUCGACGAGUAUUCCAAUGCCGUGGGCAACUUCCUUCGGGAGCAAGGCUACGGACCGGGUGAUGUCAUUGCCUUGUUCAUGGAGAGCAGGCCAGAGUUUGUCGGGCUGUGGCUUGGGAUGGCUAAAGUUGGAGUGGAGGGGGCACUGCUCAACUUCAAUCUCCGCCUCGACGCACUCACUCACUGCCUGUCUGUGUCAGGAGCCAAGGCCAUUAUCUUUGGCGCAGAGAUGAGCGAUGCCCUGUUGGAAGUGAAUGGAAUCCUAGGGAAAAAGAUCCGGAGAUUCUGCAGCGGAAGCUGGGAUCCGAGUACAGUUGCAGCAGGGACUGAACACCUCGAUCCGCUGCUCAGUGCGGCUUCCAAAUACCUGCCGUCUCCUCCUCUGGGAAUUGGAUUCAUGGAUCGCCUUUUUUACAUCUACACGUCCGGCACCACGGGUAUGCCGAAAGCGGCCAUUGUGGUACACAGCAGGUACUACAGGAUGGCUGUGUUUGCGUAUUAUGGAUUCCGAAUGAAGCACGAUGACAUUAUCUACGACUGUCUGCCCCUGUAUCAUUCAGCAGGCAACAUUGUUGGUGUGGGACAGUGCAUCCUGCACGGCCUGACUGUGGUGAUCAAAAAGAAGUUCUCAGCGAGUCGAUUCUGGGAUGACUGCGUGAAGUACAACUGCACUAUCAUCCAGUACAUUGGCGAGAUUUGCCGGUAUCUCCUUAACCAACCGGUCCGCCUAGCUGAAAGCCAGCACCACAUCCGUAUGGCGAUAGGUAACGGCCUGAGACCCUCGGUCUGGGAAUCCUUCACCAGUCGCUUUCGCAUCAAGCAGAUGGCAGAGUUCUAUGGGGCAACUGAGUGCAACUGUGCCAUCGCCAACCUGGAUGGCAAGGUAGGGGCCUGUGGGUUUAACAGCCGCAUCUUGCCCCAGGUCUAUCCUAUCCGUCUGCUGAAGGUUAAUGAAGAUACCCUCGAGCUUAUCCGAGGUCCCAAUGGGCUGUGUAUCCCCUGCAAACCAGGUGAGCCGGGGCAGUUGGUGGGCCGCAUUAACCAGCAGGACCCCCUUCGCCGGUUUGAUGGCUACGCCAACGAGUCUGCCACAAGCAAAAAGAUUGCAUACAACGUCUUUAAGAAAGGAGACAGCGCCUACCUGUCAGGUGACGUGCUGGUUAUGGACGAGCUCGGCUACAUGUACUUCAAGGACAGGAGCGGCGACACUUUCCGCUGGCGAGGGGAGAAUGUGUCAACCACCGAGGUGGAGGGCUGCCUGAGUCAGCUCCUGAACCUGACCGAUGUGGCAGUGUACGGGGUGGAAGUGCCAGGUAUCGAAGGGAAGGCUGGAAUGGCUGCCAUCGCUGAUCCCAAGAACAAAAUCAAUCCUGACCUCUUCUACCAGGACCUGAUAAAGGUGCUGCCUCCAUACGCCAGGCCAAUGUUCCUCCGCAUCCUCCCUGUCGUGGACACCACAAGUACUUUCAAAAUCCAGAAGACAAGAUUGCGAAAAGAGGGUUUUGACUUGCACCAGACUAAUGACAGACUGUACUUCCUGGAUUCCAGACUUGGGAAGUACAUUCCCCUCGACAAGGAUGUCUAUGACACUAUCCUGGCUGGAAAUUACCAUCUAUAGUUCGAUGGAUCGAGUACUGGGCAGCUAAUUAAUGUUUCUCUUUCUAAAAAGAAAAUCACCAGGAAAAGGAUGAAGGAAGGGCUUGACUUGUAUGAAGAGUUAAAUUAAAACCUGCCCAGAGCAAGAAAAAAAAACAAAUGUGAAAUGAAACCUUGUUUGGCUAACUUUAGAGAGCUGAGUGUGAUCCCAUCUGAGUACUGUUUGUCAUAAAGAGUGAACUCUGGUUUCUCCAGGUGACUAUCGGGAUGGCGCAUAAUCUGCACUCAAUGCCCUCCGUUCCAAUGUCCUAUCUAGAAUUCAUUCAUUGGAAGAAGCAAUACUGAUGCCUGAGGAGGAGGGAUGGACAGAUCAGAUUCCGUAUCACCACCACUCGAGCAAUUAAACUCUCCUACAGCUUGCUUCAUCCGUUCCACUGUGCCCUUGCAAACACACCGUGUGCUCAGAGUCCAGAAGAUGCACUAAGUUGUUAACUCUCUACAGGAACACUGGCUUCAAAUGCGAGCAUUAACAAUGUCUCUCUCCCUUUGCUCUCACUCCAGUCUGCCCACAGCCAACCAUUCUGUGCUAAACCUCCAAUCGCUCUAUAAUCCUGUAUUGUUUUUUGAUGUAUUAGUUACAUGUGGCUGCAGUUACUACACAGAAGGAGCCCUGUCUGCCCCACUCGUCGUCGUGAUCACCACGUGCUCCCUUUCACCCUGCCGUCUGAACUCGGCUUACCACCGUGCCACUGCAAGUGGUCGGGGAGAUGUUUUGGGGUGGCAAGGUGGGGGGUGGGUGCGAUGAGAUUCUGUGCCCCAGCCUGCCUUGGUAAAUUCUUUGCAACAAGGAUGUGGCUCAUUACCCUGUAACAGCCGUGUCCAUGCAUUCACCGACGGGUUCAGAAAGGCCUGACACACUAUCCAGUGGUCUGAACCUGGAAACGAGACAGAUUUCUUCCUUAAAAUGAUGAGGUCGUUAAUGCUCAACAUGGCUGCGCUCAACCUAUGGUGAAUGAGAACAUUGAAGGAAGAUGAGUUGUUGAGUUUGCAGUGGUUUGACCAAUAUUCUUGCCAGUUGGUCCCUUCAUACUCCUAAACCUCUUGACCCUCAGCAGAUGUACUCCUCCUCUACUGGGGGUUUAUAUGACUCACGAUCAAACAAAAUGUAUCGUUUGGCUUUGCCCCACCCCCUUUGCCAAAAGUGGAAACUCCCAAAAUAUUAGCCGGCUGCUUUUUAAAGUUUUCAAAUAAUUUUGGUGUUGAAGUCAGGGUAACCUCAUUUAGCCUCCCCUGCGUCUUGAAUGUCAAAAGGCAAACUUCCCGCUUAAAGUCAGACACACCCCACCUGCUGUACCAGGGUCUGCAGGCCCAGCCACUUCCCAAUCCUGGGCUCAGUCUCGGGCUUUGCUGCAAGGAAGGGUGGGUACCCUAACUCCGGUGUCAGCAUCGGCCUGCCAAUCUCCACGGAAUCAGCCCUGAAUUCGGGCCUGGGUUGGAAGAUUAAGCACCGUUCCUGCUGGAGGACGGAAAGAGGAAGUAAAAGCAUUCUGGUGUACGUUUGCUUGGUCUGGGACAGUUUCACUCCCUAAACAGAAUGAAUUUGCUGGACCCCUCACGGAACAAGAUGGGCAAACAAUACUGAUUCCUUGCUGCAGUGCCAACCCCACAGCAGGAGCUGCUGUGAACACAGGCCCAGUGAUGCUGACAGCAUAGACAUUGAAGGGACUGCCACUAUUACUUUAAAUGUUUCCUGACAGGCCAGUCAUACAGUGCUCUUACCUCAGUUAUGUUAGAACAGUGUAUAAACACUGCUGUAGAUUUGUACCUGUCCUAUUCCCCUCUGUCUAUACCUCUCAGAGAUACUUCCACCUGGUGACUCACUGCUUCCUUCCGAUUCCCAGCCAACUCCUUGUCAAGAAGACAUUCUUCACACAAGUCAGUGUGACUUCUGUGUGUCACCUGGUGCAGAAUCGGAACAUCUUGUGAUUGAUAUUCAGACUUGGCUUUCUCUCUGGAAGGGGUGACUGGGCAAUGAUCAGGUGUGCCCAGCCUUCAUGGAACCUCCCUCACCCUCUAUCCCCCUCAUUCAGGAUCAGAGAGCUUGUCUGGUGUGCAAUUGCUGCCAUCUUCAUCGCAACUGGAACGAACACACAACUGCAACCAGCAGACAACUGCAACCAGCAGACAACUGCAACCAGCAGACAACUGCAACCAGCAGACAACUGGAACCAGCACACAACUGGAACCAGCAGACAACUGUAACCAGCACACAACUGGAACCAACUGUUUUGAAUAGGCCAGUUAGGUCAGUGCUGUGUCCUCUCUAACUGUUCACAGCCCAACUUGGAUUGACUUUGUUUGCAUGAAGCUGAAUGAUCUCUGGUUGCUGCUGCCCUCUCCACUUUUCACCGUCUGCCUCUUCUCCCCACUCCCCAGGUAACGGAGUCAGUGAAGUGUUUCCGAGGGUUAGUGCAAAGCUAGUCUCAACCGAAAGGAGAUUGUCAGCGCUGGGAGGUUUAUGGACAGUGCAAGCGAUUGGCUGUGAGACAACAGUGUGCUGCAGAUAAGGAAACAUUUUGACUAUUCCAUUUCAGAACCGGCACAAGAGUCUGGUUUGUAAAAUUUGUUGGAAAACUUGCCCGCAGCCUGUCUGCCCAGCACCAGACAAGCCCCGUCUGAAGAACAGCCUGUGUGAGGCCCCGUUGUUACUUUUCUAGGAGUCAGGAUAUUAGCAGACAGCUUGCAGCAGCUUUGCUCCCUAUCCCAUCCUUGCUACGCCCAGGAAUAACCCCUCAUCCCUUCCGUUGAUCCCUGGAGCAGAAACGUGGCUGGGGGAACCAACAGGAAUGGCCCUGGGAUGUGGGAAACAAACGUGUUCGGAGUAGGGGGAAGGGAGGUGAAGUUGCGGGGUGGAGUUGGAAAGGGUGGUUAAGGUUCCAUUUCCUAAAUAUCCCAGGGCUUUUUUUUUAAGGGAGAGGGAGCGGGGUGGGGGGGGGGGAGUCAGAGUGCUGGCCCCAAUGUCCAGACCUGGAUAUGAGGCUGCUACCUGCUCUUUCCUCAAUCCUCCUCCGUAGAGAUUUACUGGUGGUGACAGGGUUGCAAAGUGUUUCUGAGUACACCUUUUGGUCCACUUGAAUAAUGCUUGCGUCUCGCUAUUAGAACCUUAACAGUGGGAUUAAAGGGAAUUUUUCUUUUUCGCAAAGACUUGACCAUUAAAAAAGCGAGUGCAGGACUAGUCAAAGUUAGACACUAGUAAUGAGUUGUAAAAGCUAACACCCUCUAAAGAAAUAUAUUUUCUUAAUAUACGGAAUGUGAAAAUGCUCAGAUAAGGAAUAUUAAAAGCUCAUAGGAUUUACCUUGUCUCUCUGGUUUGUCUGCCCUGAGGAUGCUACUGGAAGUUUUAGUGUGGGACUUGGCUAACUUAAAAUGCAUUUCACUUUCCGAAUAACUUUGGUUUUUAUCGAUGGGCGAAGCACAAAUGAAACUUUUUUAACAGGUAAAAUGUGUUUGAGUUGCCUGUUAAUGAGUGAAUACAAGGUGUCCGCACCCAAGCAAUGAUAUACAAGGUGAGAAGCCUUGACGUUUAAAAGCAAUAAGAGUGAUGCAUUGAUCAGAAACACCUUCUGUUUGAGUAUUGGUUUCCCUUUGUGCCACAGAUUGAUGUGUUAGUGUUAAUGUUCCUCGAUGUGUUUUAACCAUAUGGGUCACUGCUGCCUGUACCUGUGAACAUAUUGCAGUCCAGCUUUCCAGAGUGUUGUAUUCUUCUGUCUGUCUUGAUAGAAAUGCCAUUAAACUUUGUGUGCCUUAAA
Messenger RNA from Hemiscyllium ocellatum (epaulette shark), 6000 nucleotides. RefSeq names its product solute carrier family 27 member 1a (gene slc27a1a). The transcript has 13 exons. Gene Ontology annotation, molecular function: long-chain fatty acid transmembrane transporter activity; long-chain fatty acid-CoA ligase activity; fatty acid transmembrane transporter activity. Gene Ontology annotation, biological process: phosphatidylcholine biosynthetic process; response to cold; positive regulation of heat generation. Bases 273 to 2213 code for a protein of 646 amino acids. Gene Ontology annotation, cellular component: plasma membrane; mitochondrial inner membrane. The record is from RefSeq and is a predicted model, not a curated record. Lineage: Eukaryota; Metazoa; Chordata; Chondrichthyes; Orectolobiformes; Hemiscylliidae.